AUGGGUGAAGCUCCUUCCCGUGCGCACACAUUCAAGUACAGUAAAGUGGUCAACAGCUGCAAUCCCCAGUGGAACGAUGACUUCGCCUUCAGCAUUCCCCAGAACUCAUACGGCCUCAUGCUUCAUCUGGCAGUGUACCACCACAACGCCUACAAGGCCAAGAACG
Sphaeroforma arctica JP610 is the source of this 166-nucleotide messenger RNA. RefSeq lists its product as hypothetical. The transcript has a single exon. The annotation marks the transcript as partial. The record is from RefSeq and is a predicted model, not a curated record. NCBI's taxonomy places the organism in Eukaryota, Ichthyosporea, Ichthyophonida.